This is a messenger RNA of Coniophora puteana RWD-64-598 SS2, 1068 nucleotides long. RefSeq names its product HisG-domain-containing protein. Gene Ontology annotation, biological process: L-histidine biosynthetic process. Bases 36 to 944 code for a protein of 302 amino acids. The record is from RefSeq and is a predicted model, not a curated record. The transcript is spliced from 7 exons. NCBI's taxonomy places the organism in Eukaryota, Fungi, Basidiomycota, Agaricomycetes, Boletales, Coniophoraceae. Gene Ontology annotation, cellular component: cytoplasm. Gene Ontology annotation, molecular function: ATP phosphoribosyltransferase activity; magnesium ion binding.
GCAGUUAAUACCUGAACGCCCUCUGAGCAUUCAAAAUGAACGCAGAUGCACUUAACGGACGGCUGCUCUUUGCGAUCCCGAAGAAAGGAAGACUGCACGAGAAGUGCAUGGAGCUGCUCGCUGGCGCGGACAUACAAUUCCGACGACACAACAGGCUCGAUGUCGCGCUCGCCAUGAACCACCCGCUGGCUCUCGUCUUUCUCCCCGCAUCCGACAUCCCCUCCUUCGUCGGCAACGGCAACGUCGACCUCGGCAUAACGGGGCACGACGUCAUUCUCGAGGCUGCGAUAGAGGACCGCGUCGCGGAGGUGCAGCGCCUCGGGUUCGGCAGGUGCAAGCUGCAGGUACAGGCCCCCGAGGCGGGGCCCAUCAAGAGCGUCAACGACCUGGCGGGCAAGCGCGUCGUCACGAGCUUCGAGGUCCUCGCUGGCGCUUACUUUGACAAGAUCGACGCGAGCAUGGGCUUGGUUGGGGAGAGCAAAACGCGGAUACAGUAUGUUGGGGGGAGCGUCGAGGCUGCGUGUUCGCUCGGGCUUGCGGAUGGGAUUGUCGAUCUCGUCGAAUCCGGGGACACAAUGCGCGCGGCAGGCCUGCACGCCAUCGAAACCAUCCUCGAGACCGAGGCCGUCCUCAUCCGCUCCUCCACCCCCAAACACGCCGAACACACCGCGCUGAUCUCGCUGAUCUCGUCGCGCAUCGCGGGCGUCGUCGCGGCGGGCAAAUACGUCGUGUGCGAGUACAACAUCAACCGGGACCGCCUGCCCGAGGCGCGGCAGAUCGCGCCCGGGCGCAAGGCGCCAACGGUGAGCCCGCUGGAGGAGCCCAACUGGGUCGCGGUGAAGAGCAUGGUGAUCAAGAAGGAGGUGGCGCGGGUGAUGGACGAGCUCGUUAGGAUCGGGGCGGAGGAUAUCCUCAUUUUCAAUUUGGAUAACUGUAGAGUGUAGUGUAGCUUGUGACUACGCUUAUAUCAUAGAGGCGCGGUGCGCUUUGGACUUACGGAGUCUGCUGUAUAAUGCAAUGCGGCGAGCGUGGGCGUCGUCAACUGAUCCGGCGUCUAGCAUCAACGCC